Molecule: messenger RNA, 987 nt
Organism: Camelus dromedarius (Arabian camel)
Lineage: Eukaryota; Metazoa; Chordata; Mammalia; Artiodactyla; Camelidae
Product: cytochrome c oxidase assembly factor 4 homolog, mitochondrial
Exons: 2
Coding region: 140-394 (84 amino acids)
Biological process (GO): mitochondrial respiratory chain complex IV assembly
Cellular component (GO): mitochondrial intermembrane space
Source: RefSeq, a predicted model, not a curated record
AUUUGCGCGCGCGCGCUCCCCACAGGAGGCUGGUUCCUGACAGAAGGGUCGGAAGAGUUCCAGCUGCCUGUAAAACCGACGCCGCUGUGCAGGAGCGCGCGUCCUUCGAGUCUUGUCAGCCUGAUCGAGACUCCCAAAGAUGUCAGCGCAAGGCCAUACCUGGUCCCGACCGAUGAAGAAGGAGGAUGAGGAAGAAGACCCACUGGAUCAGCUGAUCUCCCGCUCUGGCUGUGCUGCUUCCCACUAUGCAGUGCAGGAGUGCAUGGCCCAGCAUCAGGACUGGCGACAGUGCCAGCCACAGGUGCAGGCCUUCAGGGAUUGCAUGAGUGAACAGCAGGCAAGGCGAAGGGAGGAGCUGCAGAGGAGGAAAGAGCAAAGCAGUGCCCACAGCUGAAAUCCCAAACCACCUAUCCCCAGAGGAUGGCCCUGCAGAAACUAGCACCCAGAGAGAUCAUGGGAGGAAGAAAUCCUAAACAGUGGAAGUGUGGGCCAAGAAGUGUAAGACUUGGGGAUAGUCUUGGGCCUGGGGUUGAAAGCCAGGCAGCCAUGGGUUUGGACAUUUCUGCCAUAAAAAGCUGUCAUAUUUUCAUGUUGAGAUCCCACACAUCCUCAUCCAUCUUGUGCCACCAAUAUUAAAUACUGACCAGUAUUUGCCAUGUAAAACAAGAAUGGAGUUAAGGGAUGCUCUCCUACCCUGUGUCCUGGGUCAGUGUGUCUAGCCCUGAGCUGAUUACAUGGACAUUUAAUUUUAAAGUAAAUUCACAAUCUAAAGGUAAAUUUGUUACCUAAUCAUUUCUUCAUUUAUUAAGUCACUGGUUCAAAAAUAUCAGGGUUUUCAGAGACCUUCUCAUGUGCCAGGCACCGUGUUGGAAACUGAUGUGAUGAAAAUAUGAUCUCUGCCUUCAUGUUGCUUAGUCUGGUUUGAGAGAGAAACAAAACAACACUAGAACAACUAAUCCUAACAAUAAUAUAAAUGACUUUAUCUCA